Somion occarium is the source of this 1532-nucleotide messenger RNA. The record is from the annotation of a GenBank genome assembly. Lineage: Eukaryota; Fungi; Basidiomycota; Agaricomycetes; Polyporales; Cerrenaceae.
GGGCAGAACAAUGAGAGGCAGUGAAAAUAAUGGGACAAUCAAGUUGAAACGGAAGCGGCGUUGCUAUAUAAGAGUCGAAACGUUGAUAUCGUCCAUUCUUCGGUUCCCCGUUUUCAACGAGGUCUGUUACCGUCGACUUCGUCUUGACCUUCUUCACGCUCCUUCCCCCUUCACGUUCAUCUCGAGGCGUCGUAUUUCUCUACAAGUCAGGCCUCAUUUCUGACUAGUUCUAUCUUUACAACCUCGCCACUCCUUCCGACCCCUCACUCCUUCCAAGAAACAGACAUGUUUUCUCUCCUCCCUGUCGUUGCUGUUGCCCUGUCCGUGGCCGGUGUAGUAAAUGGUCAUGGUUACGUGCACGAAAUCACCGUCGGUGGCAAGUCAUUCCCUGGCUUUGCUCCUUUCACCGAUCUCUACGAGUCUGGGGUCAGCAGGAUUGUCCGCCCCAUCCCGAAUGAUGGCCCCGUUACUAACGUUGGUGACGCCAGUCUGGCUUGCAACGUUGGUGGCGAGAAGCCCGCCAAACUCGUAGCGGAUGCUGCCGCAGGCAGCAAGGUUACCUUCAACUGGCAAAACUGGCCUAGUGAUCACUUGGGACCUGUAUCAACAUACAUGGCUUCUUGCAACGGUGAUUGCACCAAGUUCAAUCCCUCCGGUGCCAAAUGGUUCAAGAUUGACGCCGCCGGUUACGAUUCGAGCAGCAAGCAAUGGGCCUCCGCCAAGUUGGUUGCAGAUGGUGCCUCCUGGACGAGUACGAUUCCGUCUUCCCUAGCUGCUGGAGAUUAUCUCUUGCGUCACGAGAUCAUCGCUCUUCAUUCCGUCGGUCAACCUCAGUUCUACCCGAUGUGCGCUCAAGUCAAGGUUACCGGUGGUGGAAACAAAUCACCAUCUGGGUCUGAGCUCGUUUCGAUCCCAGGUCUCUACGACUCUGUUCAGUGGCCGGAUAUCUGGUCCGAUGGUUUCAACUCGUUCAAGACCCCUGGUCCAGCUGUCUUUAUCAGCACUGGCGGCUCCUCCAGCGAUGAUAAUGCUUCUUCCUCAGCUGCUGCUGCAUCCAGCUCCGCUGCUCCUUCCCCCAGCAGCACGAAAGCUUCCUCCUCACCCUCAUCCUCUCCCGACGCAGAGCCAUCAAGCACGCCCGCGACAUCCGCCGCUCCUGCAUCGUCCCCGCAAAGUUCAUCCACACGUGCUUCUUCUCCCUCUUCCACAGGCAGAUGCCGGACGAACACCAAACGCCACAGCCGACACGCUUCUUUCGCAAAGCGUCACCACUAAUCUGACGCUUCUGAUCUUUGUUUAUAUCUUGACCGGGGUUUUGAGAUCGAGAUCUGCUUCGGGAAGCACUGGUGUAUUAUGAUCUCUUUGUUUGGGUAGAUCCCAUAACCGUCUGCAAGACCCCGCUGGGUUUUCAUUGCUCUCCGAGGACUGAGUCCUCGCUAACGUGCACUUGCUUUUAUGUAACUUAUCACGAAGCUAUAGCUAUGUCAUCUCACGAUGUCUCGGAAUAUACGCUCUUUGUCCACUCUUUCUGC